CUCCUAGUACACAUAAUUUACACCUCACAAUACCAUCCGCCCAUUACAAUAAUUCCACCGCUAUCCAUCAUGGCCGACCAACCUCCCAUGGGCCGCGACUUCAUCGACGCAAAGAACGUCGACCCUAUCGACCAUAAUGACCAAACCGAUCCCGAAGACUCCGCUAGCCAGCCUCGUUUCCCGGGCCCCGGCUCGAGCACAACUGCCCCUUCCACCUCGAAGCCGCAUUCAAACAAGUUGUUGAACAAGCUCGAUCCGCGAUACGAUAGUGAUGUUUUGGAGUCGGAGCAACAGGAGAAGGAGAAGAUAGAUGGGAGAGAGGAGGAGGAUGGCUUAUGA
Molecule: messenger RNA, 339 nt
Organism: Aspergillus piperis CBS 112811
Lineage: Eukaryota; Fungi; Ascomycota; Eurotiomycetes; Eurotiales; Aspergillaceae
Exons: 2
Coding region: 70-339 (89 amino acids)
Source: RefSeq, a predicted model, not a curated record